Molecule: messenger RNA, 1774 nt
Organism: Alexandromys fortis (reed vole)
Lineage: Eukaryota; Metazoa; Chordata; Mammalia; Rodentia; Cricetidae
Product: rho GTPase-activating protein SYDE1-like
Exons: 2
Coding region: 93-653 (186 amino acids)
Biological process (GO): cell migration; regulation of Ras protein signal transduction; signal transduction
Cellular component (GO): synaptic membrane
Molecular function (GO): GTPase activator activity
Source: RefSeq, a predicted model, not a curated record
UCCUCAGCUGCCUGCCAGAUGUGGAGAGAGCCACGCUGACGCUUCUCCUGGACCACCUGCGCCUCGUUUCUUCCUUCCACACCCACAACCGCAUGACCCCGCAGAACUUGGCAGUGUGCUUCGGACCAGUGUUGUUGCCAGCAAGACAGACACCGGCUCGGCCGCGGCUCCGUAGCUCAGGCCCAGGCGUCACCAGCGCUGUGGACUUCAAGCGCCAUAUCGAAGUCCUGCAUUACCUGCUACAGUCUUGGCCAGAUACCCGCCGACCAUCAGAGGCCUCGGACGUAGCACCUUAUUUGCGACCCAAACGACAGCCACCUCUGCACUUGCCACUGGUGGGCCCCGAAGUGGUGACUCGGCCCAGAGGUCGCGGAGGCCCUGAAAGCCCCCCAAGCAACCGCUAUGCAGGCGACUGGAGUGUGUGUGGAAGAGACUUACUGCCGCAUGGACGGGACUUCCUGUCGGGGCCUGACUAUGACCACGUGACAGACAGUGAGGAAGAUGACGAUGAGACCGGAGAGCAGAGGGGCACUACUGACUUCGAAGAUGAGUUUGAUGCACCAUUCAACCCACACCUGAAUCUCAAAGACUUUGAUGCACUCAUCCUGGAUCUGGAGAGAGAACUCUCCAAGCAGAUCAAUGUGUGUCUAUGAGUCCUUGAAGCAGGUGCUGGACUCUGGCUAAUAAGGAAUUGCUUCCUGGUUGCUAAGGACCAGGUUCUGGUUACUGGUGACUGGAUUCCAAGUUACUAAGGCAGUGCCCUGAUGACCUAAAAGGAACUGACCAGAGUUGCUCAGGCUGAGCUCCUGUGCUAAGGAGUUGCCAAGGGACCAGCCUCCUAUGCUAAGAAUCAUUCCCAGCUUCUAGUGCCAUUGUUUGGGCCCUAGUUGCAAAGACCAGGCUCUUGGCAUUUUAAGCACUGAUGCCAUAGCCUCUCUCCUGAGCACCAGGGCUUCUCUUGCUGCCAGAGACAGUUCUGCUUGCUAGGCUGGCCUCUCUUGCCUCCCCCUUUGUAGGGGAACACCAAUUACUGUGAGCAUCACCCUGGGGUGUUGAGACAUCCCUAGUCAACCCUCUUGCUGCUGCCAACCAAACCAGUAUUAGCAUCAAGCACUACACUCUGUCUCUCUAAGGACAGUCAUGAGGUUCAUCUUAAGGGACAUGGCCCCAGACUUGGCCGCCAUCUGUGAAAGGGCAGCUUAGGCCUAUGGCAAAACAGCUGAUUUCCCCCAACCCUCUCUUCUAGGGAAGACCUCCAAAAUGAGCCUCCAACCAGAAAGUAGAGACAGAGUCCGACCCUUCCUUUCCCCAGCAGCCCUUUCCCACCCCUGAAAAACUGAGCACUUAACCCCUCCCCUUUGGAGGGACCCCACCUGAGGUAUCGGGUUGGGGGCACUUUUGGUACGGAAAAUAUUUAUUGCCUCCAUGCAUGUGUGUGUCUGUGUGAGGACUUGUGUGCACUGGCCUCUCUCGAGUGGGCAUGUGGAACUCUUUCAGGGACCAUAGAGUGGGAUAGUAUUUGCCAUCCCGGGUACCCCAAAAUUCCCAGAGAUCAAGUGGAAGAAUGAGGUCCCCUUCCAGUCUCCCAUUUCUUUUCCACUACUUCGACCAUUGUGGACAAUAAAUAAACCAGUAUACACAUGUUCCGUGACUGAGUCCUUGGGCUCAUGUGGCUAGGAGGUUUAUUCAGUCUGUAAGCGGGAGAAAGGUGUAUGGCUGAGCCUGUGGAAAGAGCUGCUCUCCAGGGUCACCAAGGUGUCUCUUUGAGCUUUGA